Histoplasma capsulatum G186AR is the source of this 639-nucleotide messenger RNA. Its product is annotated as DnaJ domain-containing protein. NCBI's taxonomy places the organism in Eukaryota, Fungi, Ascomycota, Eurotiomycetes, Onygenales, Ajellomycetaceae. The record is from RefSeq and is a predicted model, not a curated record. The transcript has 3 exons. The coding region runs from base 1 to 639 and encodes 212 amino acids.
AUGGCUGAAGAUGAAUUGGAAGCACUCGAUGCCCUCGAGAGAGAGGCAUCUGAAUUUACAAAAGAUGCGGAAAUUGAUCGCAUCAGGAAGGCCUUCCAACUCGAUGCGUAUGCGGUUCUGGACCUCCAACCUGGCGUCCCUGAUUCCGACAUAAAAGUACAAUACCGCAAGAAAUCCCUCCUCAUACACCCGGAUAAAUCCUCAAACCCUGCGGCGCCAGACGCCUUUGAUCGCCUUAAAAAGGCGCAAACGACGCUGCUGGAUGAAAAAGCACGAGCUCACCUUGACGAGUGUAUAGCCGAUGCGCGACGAAUAUUGAUCAGAGAACACAAGUAUACCCUCGACUCCCCCGAACUGAAGACGGAGGAAUUCAAGAAGGAAUGGCGACAGAAGACUGUAGAGGUUCUCGUUGAGGAAGAGGCCAGGCGGAGGCGACGGUUGAAGGCGCAGUUGCAGGAGGAAGGCAGAGAAAAGAAGAAGGAAGAGGAGGAGAUCGAGGCGCGGAAACGGAAAAGAGAAGAUGAAAAGGCUUGGGAGGAAUCGCGCGAUGAGCGGAUUGGGAGCUGGAGGAAUUGGCAAAAGGGCAAAUCGCAGAAAGGGGAAGGGAAGAAGAAGAAAAAGAUAAAGGUGUUAGGAUGA